UCCCACGGUGCGAGCAGAUCUCUCUCCACGCCUUCACGGACACCACACACGCACCUGUUUCUCGUCCCCUUCACCUGUGAGCUACAGCACCGCUGCUCUGAGAGUCUCCGUCGCAGCAGCACCGCCACCAUCCCAACCCCCGGCCACUUCUCUGCCCUGCGAGCAUCCGAGCAAGGACUGCGGCUGAGCCGCGUCGACUUUGGCGAGGAGGAGGAGAGGCGAGGCGCGAGGUCCUAUCGGGACCGCCAGAGGACCCCGGCGCGAUGUCCAUGCUCAAGGGGCUGAAGCUCCCGCGGCGAGGGGACCGCGACUCGAGCACGGCCGCUGGGAAACCGCCCGUGGUGAAGAUCAAGAAGGCCCAGGCUAACGAGUUGGCCAUCCUCAUCAGCCGACUGCAGAAGAAUGCCGACCAGGUGGAGAAGGACAUAAUCGACACGGAGGACAAGCUCGCCAUUGAUAUCAAGAAUCUGGAAAACGGCCGGGAAUUCCAAUACCGAGCGAAAAAUGCCGAGAACCUGAGCCGAGCCGAGGGCAGCCUCAAGGACCUCUUCCUCGACUCGGAGCAAGUGAAGCAGCUCAAGCACCCGCAGGGCGAGAUGAUCAACAGAGACAUCCACCAACUGCACGACCGCUGGUCGAAGCUCUGCGCCGAGUACCGCCAGGUGUACGAGCAGGUGAACAUCCCCAACAUGCGCCCGCAAGUCGACUGGCUCAAGAUGGUGGGGGAGAAGCGGUACUCGCUCAACCGGAAAGGCUUUGGAUCGGACCUGGUGACCGUGGAGAUGCAGAUGGCCGAACACAACAUCAUCCACAAGGAGAUCGAGGCUUACGGGCCGCACGUCAAGGCGGCCGAAGGAGACCCCGAGUACCUGCGCAAGCUGAACGAGGAGUACGGCACCUUGCUGGGCACGUCCACCAAGCGGCAGAAGGACCUGAACGAACUGCACACGUACAUGCAGCGCUGCACUCGCGAGCUCAUGUGGCUGGACUCUGAGCAGGAGGAGCGCAAGGGCAUGGACUGGAGCGACCGCAACCUCGACUUUGACAUGCGCACCCGGAAGUAUGAGAACAUCGUCAACAACGAGCUCGUGGCCAAGGAGGCGUCCAUCAACCAGAUCCAAGACGAGGGCGAGAAGCUGCUGGCGGCCAAGCACCCGGCCAAGCCGACGAUCGAGGCCCACAUGGACGCAGUGGAGAACGACUGGAAGAGAUACCUCAACCUCCUCAUCUGCGAGGAGGCUCACCUCAAGUUCAUGACCGAGCACCACAAGUUCAACAAGGACGCGAAGGAGUCCAACGAGUGGCUGACCAAGCAGUCGGCGGACAUGAAACGGCGCUACACGGUCGACCCCAACGACAGCGCCCUGAGAGUCGAGGAGCUGUUCAAGGAGGUGCAGGAGAAGGAAAAAGAGAUGGACGCCUACGAGAAGAACGUGGUGGCGCUGAGGAACCGGGCCACUCAAAUCGUGCCGCUCAAGUAUCGCCGCGAGAAGAUCCCCAAGCCGCUCACUGUGGAGACGCUGUGCGACUACGAGGACGGGGAACUGGUCCUGCACCGCGGAGACAAGUACACGCUGAAGGACAACAGCGACAAGGAGAACUGGGUGGUGUCCAACUCGGCCGGCAAGACGGAGACCGUGCCGAGCGCCUGCUUCGUCAUCCCCCCCACGGACCCAGACUCGAUCGCGCUGGCCGACGGGAUCUCCACGCAGUUCAGCGAGCUCAAGCAGAAGCGCCGGGAGACGGAGGCGGCGCUGCGGAAACGGGCGGGCGACGUCAAGCAGCAGGCCGGCCAAGUUCUGGCGGCAGACAACUCGGAGGAGAGGGAGUGCGUCAAGCACAUCUCCGACCUGGAGCGCAUCUACUACGAGCUCGAUGACCAGGAGCAGCAGAUGCUGACCAAACUUCGCACACCACUCGACAAGAACCGGCCGGCCGAGGACGGCGCCUCUCGGCUACGCGAGCAAGACGCGAUCCUCAAGAGGCUGCAGGUGCUCAACACGGAGAAGGCCAAGGUGGUCAAGUCCGCUGAGGCCUUCCUCUCGCGCAAGCCCAAGUGCCCGAGCGCCCCCAAGCUGCGGCAGAAGCUGGACGAGACCGACGCCAAGUACACACGGGUCUCCUUGCUGGCCAACAACUACGGAGACAAAGCCAAGGCGGCGUCGGGCAUGGAGGUGUCUCUGCAGAAGGCGGAGGGCGCCAUCGCUCCCCUGGAGCGCUCCCUCGCGCUGGAGCAGAGCAUCCCCACGGACCUGGCGGGCAUCCGCACGCGCCGCAAGGAGCUGGAGGCCGUCAAGAAAGAUCUCGGCGCCAAGAAGGCGCUGGUGCUGGAGGAGCCGGCGAGGAACCUGCAGAACACCCAGCAGCACAGCCAGAACAUCGCCCGCAACUUUAACGAGCGCUGCCCCGACGUGGAGCGCCAAGAGAGCGAGGUGAACCGACUGCGCCAGCGCUUCGGCAACAUGGGGGACCAGACGAACCUCAGACUGAAGGAGCUGGACAAUGCGGAGAAGACCUACUCUGAAUACCGGGGCAACUAUGACAAUCUCAACAGCUGGCUGGACAAUGUGCCCAAACCAAGUGUGUCACAGAAUGAGACUGUGGAAUCCAUCAAUGCCAAGAUCGCCGAUCAAAAGAGAUUGGCGGACGAGCUGCGCAGAAAGGAAACCGAGAAGAACAAAGUGGAACAGCUGGCGAACGAUUAUCAGUCAACGGUCCGGAACUACGAGACGGCGAGCGAUCGCUACCGGACGCUGGUGGAGCCGGAGAUGGUGAACGGCGUGAACUGGGACACGAACAAAUCCUCUCCCACGCGGCAGGUGCAGGACGAGGAGAGACAACUCGUCAAGAAAUUUGCUGAAGUUUCUGCUGCAAAUCAGCAACAGAUCGUCUAUCUGCAAAACAUGCAGAACAUCGUGAAGAACCCUCCAGUGCAGGAGGUGCAGGCGAGGAUGUCCCAACAGAACCUGCAGAAGUCCGAAUAUUCGGGCCCAAGCAAACGUGACUUGGAGUUGAUGGAGGAAGAAAAGAAGAAGAGGCUGAUGCUAGAAAAGGACAUGGAGUCGCUCAAAAGGCAGCUGGACGUCGCACAACAGAAAGCGGCGACGCCAGUAAAAGACCCCGCUACGGAGCAAGAGGCAAUCCUCUUGCGCCAGCAGCUCCAACAGGAGGCCGAGAACAAGCGGGAAAAGGACGAGGAGCUGCGCCUCUUGAGGGACCGACUUCAGAAGUCGGAACGGGCGGCGCAGGAGGCGGAGCAGAAGGUCAUCAUCAAGGAGGUUUCGAAGGUGGAGAAGGAUCCGUCAAAGGAGAGGGAAGUUAAUGACCUCCGUAUUCAGAUGCAAAACAUGACCAGGCAGAUCGAAGAAGAGCAAAACAAAAGUGCAACUGCUGAGAAGUCCAUCGUAAUGUACGAAAGGAGAAUCAAGGAGAUAGAACAGCAAGGGCCAAGGGUUGAGAAGCAAGUGACUAUCAAGGAAGUGCCGAGAAUUCAACAAGAUCCCCUUCUACUAAAAGACUUGGAAGAGGCACGUAGAAUGUUGGAGCAGGAAACCGCAAAAAAUAAGGCAGCGGAGGAAGAACUUCGAUUGCUGAGGCAAAGAUACUCCACACUGGAAAACACCAAGCCCAGAGUAGAGGUUAAAGAAGUCGUAAAAGAAGUUGUGAAGGCAGAUCCCAACACUGAGAGGCAGGCAGCGGACUUGAAGAGACAGCUGGAAAUUGAGAGGCAGAAAAAUGAACAGAUGAACAAGGAGAUGGGUACUCUUCGGACAGAUCUCAUGACGAUCCAGAACCGCAAACCAGAAGUCCAGGUCAAGGAGGUGGUGAAGCUGGAGAAGGAUCCUGAACUGAUGAGGAACCUCAGUGCUGUUCAGCAGCAGCUGGAAGAAGAAAUAAGUAAGAAGACAUCUGCAGAAAAGAGAGUUUACAUGCUAGAAAAUAAAAUUAAAAAUUUUGAAGAGAAGCCACCUGUAGUUGAAGAAAAGGCAAUUAUAAAGGAAGUUUUUAAAGUUGAGACUGAUCCCCAGACCACAAAGGAACUCGCAAACUUGAAGCAAAUGCUGGAUGAAGAAUUUGAGAAGAACAAAGUUUCCAAGAAAGAAAUUCUGAUGCUUCAACAAAAAUACACCACACUGGAAAACACCAAGCCAAAAGUGGAGAUCAAAGAGAUCACGAAGGAGGUGGUGAGAGCAGAUCCAGAGACAGAACGGCAGGCAGCUGAUUUGAAGAAACAGCUGGCCGAAGAAAAGCGCAAGUCUGAAAAAGCAGACCGAGAGCUCGACGCUCUCAGAAUAGAUGUCGAGGCCUUGAGAAACCGCAAGCCUGAGGUGCAGGUAAAGGAGGUCGUCAAGGUAGAGAAAGAUCCCGAGGUGGUCCGAGAACUUAAUAAAGUCAAGCAGCAGCUGGAAGACGAGAUUGAGUCAAGAAAGGCUACAGAAAAGAAGUAUGUGCUCAUUGAAAGGAGGAUUAAAGAGGUGGAACAGGCACCUCCUAAGAUAGAAGAACGACUCGUCAUUAAGGAGGUCGCGAAGGUGGAAAGAGACCCAAAACUGGAAGAAGAGGUCGUCAGCCUCAGGAAACAGCUACAGCAGGAGAUUCAAAGAUCAAAAAUAUCCCAAGAAGAGAUUCAGACAAUUCAGCACAAAUUUGUCACCCUUGAAAACACCAAACCUAAAGUGGAGAUCAAAGAAGUCAUCAAGGAGGUGGUCAGAGCAGAUCCAGAGACAGAGAGACAGGCAGCUGAUUUGAAGAAACAGCUGGCCGAAGAGAAGCGCAAGUCUGAAAAAGCAGACCGAGAGCUCAACACUCUCAGAAUUGAUGUCGAGGCCUUGAGAAACCGCAAGCCUGAGGUGCAGGUAAAGGAGGUCAGUCAAGGUAGAGAAAGAUCCCGAGGUGGUCCGAAGAACGACUCGUCAUUAAGGAGGUCGCGAAGGUGGAAAGAGACCCAAAACUGGAAGAAGAGGUCGUCAGCCUUAGGAAACAGCUACAGCAGGAGAUUCAAAGAUCAAAAAUAUCUCAGGAAGAAAUCCAGACAAUUCAACACAAAUUUGUUACCCUUGAAAACACCAAACCUAAAGUGGAGAUCAAAGAAGUCAUCAAGGAGGUGGUCAGAGCAGAUCCAGAGACAGAGAAGGCAGGCAGCUGAUUUGAAGAAACAGCUGGCCGAAGAAAAGCGGAAGUCUGAAAAAGCAGACCGAGAGCUCAACACUCUCAGAAUAGAUGUCGAGGCCCUGAGAAACCGCAAGCCUGAGGUGCAGGUAAAGGAGGUCAUCAAAGUAGAGAAAGAUCCCGAGGUGGUCCGAGAACUUAAUAAAGUCAAGCAGCAGCUGGAAGAUGAGGUUGAGUCAAGAAAGGCUACAGAAAAGAAGUAUGUGCUCAUUGAAAGGAGGAUUAAAGAGGUGGAACAGGCACCUCCUAAGGUAGAGGAGCGCAUUGUUAUAAAAGAGGUAACGAAAGUGGAGAAAGAUCCGCAAACGGAGCAAGAUCUGGUAAACUUGAAAAGGAAAUUGGAAGAUGAAAUACAAAGAAAUCAAGUUUCACAAAAGGAAAUUAACCUCAUGCAGCAAAAGUACACAACUCUGGAAAACACCAAGCCUAAAGUGGAGAUAAAAGAGAUCACGAAGGAGGUGGUGAGAGCAGACCCUGAGACAGAGAGGCAAGCGGCUGAGCUGAGGCGACAGCUGGCGGACGAGAAGCGCGCCUCCGACAAAGCGGAGAGAGAACUGAGCACGCUUCGGCGAGAGCUUGAGGCCCUCAAAAACAAGAAGCCCGAGGUUCAAGUGAAGGAGGUGGUCAAAGUCGAACGAGACCCUGAACAGGAAAGAGAAAUCGUCAAACUAAAGAACACGUUGGAAAACGAGAGAAAGAAAAAGAGCAUGGCAGAAGAGGAAAAUGAUUCGCUUCAGCAAAAAAUCCUAAUGCUUGAGAAUCGGAAGCCCAAAGUGGAAAUCAAAGAAGUUGUCCAUGAAAUCCUCAAGGCAGAUCCACAGACUGAGAAGGAGGCGGCCGAGUAUAAACGGCAGCUGGAACAAGAGAAGCGUAAACUUAAGGAUUCGGAGAGAGAAUUGGCCUCCCUACGCACAGACCUGAAUGAGCUACGCAAUCGCAAGCCAGAUGUGCAAAUCAAGGAGGUCGUAAAGGUACAGCGAGACCCGGAGCAAGACAAGGAGAUCAACAAGCUCACAAAGUCUCUGGAUGAAGAAUCUCGUAGAAACAGGAAGUUUGAAGAUGAAAUCCACUACCUCAAAGAAUCGCUCACUAAACUUGAAAACACGAAGCCUAAGGUGGAGAUCAAAGAAGUAGUCAGGGAGGUGGUGAAGGCAGAUCCUGAGACGGAGCGACAGGCAGUCGAUUUGAAGCGGAAAUUGACGGCCGAGAAAGAGAGAUAUGAUACGGUGAUGGGCGAGCUCAACACGCUGAGGAUAGAGCUGAACUCGCUUCGCAAUCGCAAGCCCGACGUGCAGAUCAAAGAGGUCGUCAAAUUGGAGAAAGAUCCAGAGCUGGAAAGAGAGCUGAAGCAAUUGAAGCGCAUGUACGAGGAGGAAAUAGAAAAGAACAGGGAUGCUCAGAGGGAUCUGGUCAGUGUCCGGAGACAGUAUACCAUUCUGGAGAAAGAAAAACCAAAGGUGGAAAUCCAGGAAGUGUUGCGUGAAGUCGUGCGUCCUGACCCAGAGACCGAGAAGGAAGCCUCGGAACUUCGGUUGCAGAUGAUGCAGAUUAAAGGUCAACUGUCAAAUGCCGAACGAGAAGCCCUGAAACUUCGUGAAGAAGUCAAAACGUUGCAGAACAGAAAGCCUGAAAUUCAAGUGAAGGAAGUCCUUAAGGAGACUGUUAAGUUUGAGAAGAAUCCAGCGGCGGAAGAAGAGGUGACACGCAUGAAAAAGGAGCUUGACAGGGAAAUGCAAAAGAGAACUGAUGCUGAGCUGCAGCUAACAAAACUUCAAAACAGAAUCUUCAACUUGGAAAACCAGCCCCCGAAGAUUGAAGAAAAGGUUGUUAUCCAAGAGUCCAUCCAGUACAAAACAGACCCCAAUCUGGAACGUGAAGUUGACUCGCUAAAAAAAUCUUUGAAUCAAGAGAAGAAACGGCAGCAAUCAUUGGAAGAAGAUUUGGGACAGCUUCGCAGCACGGUAUCUGAACAGAAGCAACUGAUCACGCAACUGAGAACGGACUCACAGGAAAAGAAUGAGCUUGAGCAGGAACUGAGGCGCACGAAGAAUAGAAUGACAACUCUGGAGCAGCAGAAAAGUAAAGUGGAAGAGAAAGUGGUUUACAAAGAGGUUGUGAAAGUGGAGCAAGAUCCCGAGGUAAUGAAAGAAGCGGUACUUCUAAGAUCUCAACUGAACGACGAGCGCUCAAAGCGCAAUAGGCUUGAGGAUGAGGUGGAUCGAAUGAAGGCGAGAAUGCACGAUCUUGAAAUUGAGGCCACCAAGGAAAAGAUUGUUUAUAAAGAAGUGGUAAAGAUAGAGAAAGACAAGAUGGUCGACAGCGAACUGGAGAAACUUCGCGGCCAGCUUGACGAUGAGUUGAGAAUGCGGAGAAACAAGGAGAGGGAGUUGCAGAAACAGUCGGAGGUUAUAUCAGAUGUCCAGUCGGAGAUCGAAAAGCUGAAGAGAAAACUUACGGACACCGAUAAGGUCAUAAACAGCAAAGAGGGCGAGAUAGUGGCGCUGCGUGACAAGCUUAGCAGAUUGGAGAACAGACAACCGGAGGUGACGAGGACUUCAACGGAAAAGACGCAGUCUCAUCUGAGCCGUAAGAUCGUCGUCAUGGAUCCUGAGACUGGAAAAGAAAUGACUCCGUACGAAGCUUACAAACUCGACCUCAUUGACUGGAAGACGUACAGUCAGCUGGCAGGGCAGGAGUGCGACUGGGAAGAAGUGAGCGUGUCCGGGCCAAAAGGGAUAUCAUCCUCUCUGCGGGACAAGAAAACGGGAACAAAGUUCUCCAUUGAAGACGCCCUGGCGAGUGGGAAGGUCACGCAACACGACGUGCAGCAGUACAAGAACAGAAAGAUGACCAUUGCCGAGUUCGCUGCUAAGGUGUCGGGCCAAACCUUUAAGCCUCAGCCUGAAAAAGAAGAGGGUGUAAAGAAAACAAAUUCCUCCCAGGUGAGCAGCUCCUUGCCAAGGGAGUCCGCCCAAAGCAAGGAUUCCACCGUCCUGGACCUCGAGACGCCGCCUAUCGCCGGCGUGUUCGACGUGGACACUAACCAAAAGAUGCAGAUAAAAACGGCCAUCAGCAAGAACCUCAUCGAUCCGAUAACGGCGCAAAAGUUGCUGGAAGCACAGGCCGCGACCGGGGGCAUCAUCGACGUGGUCAACGGCGAGAAGUACUCGGUGCACAAGGCUGCAGACAUGAAUUUGAUCGACAGCAGCUCCGUUCAGCGACUUCUCGGUGCGCAGAAGGCGUACACCGGAAUCGAAGAUCCGACAACAAAGGAGCGGCUUCCCGUGGGCAUUGCGCUCAAGAGGGGCUGGCUGUAUCAAGACGCAGCCUACAAGUACCUGGAGGCGCAGUUCCUCACGGGGGGACUGGUAGACCCCAACAAGGCCGGCCGCGUGCCCGUGGGAGAGGCCCUGGCUCUGGGCAUAAUCGACAACGAAGCCAAGCGGGCACUGGAGGAUGACAAAAGCCACCCGAAAGACAUCACGGACCCCAUUUCCAAGAAGCGGCUCACCUACAAGGAGGCGUUGAACCAGUGCAAGGUGGAGAGCUCUACAGGGUUGCCUCUUCUCAAGGUGUCUUCAAAGAGCUCCGGGGGCUCGUCCAGGUUUACACGCUAAAAGGGAGCUCUGCUACAACUCUGCAGCGAUGAUAGGACAUGCUCAUUCACAUCCAUUGCCAAUAGACACAAGCUCACACAAAACAUUUCCUUUCCCAUUAUUGUCCUAAGUUCCCGUAGGACCCAAUUUAAUUAUUCGGGUGACGAGCGCAGCUCGUAACCCGGAAUUUCUGUCAGGUGUUCACGUAGCUCAUUUACACUUAGUGAAACUGGACACUUUUCAAGAGUUCACUUUUUCACACUUCUUACAUUUUUCUUUAGCUUUAAAU
Messenger RNA from Lethenteron reissneri (Far Eastern brook lamprey), 9054 nucleotides. RefSeq names its product envoplakin (gene EVPL). The record is from RefSeq and is a predicted model, not a curated record. Gene Ontology annotation, cellular component: intermediate filament; cytoskeleton; cytoplasm. Gene Ontology annotation, molecular function: structural molecule activity; cadherin binding. Gene Ontology annotation, biological process: intermediate filament cytoskeleton organization; wound healing. Lineage: Eukaryota; Metazoa; Chordata; Hyperoartia; Petromyzontiformes; Petromyzontidae.